AUGUCACACCGGCGGCAGCGGGCGGCGGCAAGUGGGGCAGUCCAUCUUGACCUCCAUCCACCGGACCCCAACGUCGUCGCCGUCGCUGCUGAAUAUGAGGACGCUGACGCCGACGCUGACGACGCUGAUGCGGAUGGUGGAGGUGACGAUGAUGACGAGGAAGACAAGCUCGUCGCGGUGGCCGCAGCAGACGAUAUAGUUGCAAUGCCCGCACAAGUGGCGGGGAGCCCUCACGCCAUCACAAGCAAGCCAUUUUCCAAGCACAUAUCACUCAUCUUCCAAUGCUCUGCUGCAGUCACAAAGCCUGCAGCACCAGUGCCCCCAAUCAUACAAUCAUGGUCACGACACGUGCGCCUUCACCUCGGUGACCCGAACGGUGACCCGAACGGGGUCGCAUCCUCCAAAAAACCGCCUACUGGUUACUACUAG
Molecule: messenger RNA, 429 nt
Organism: Volvox carteri f. nagariensis
Lineage: Eukaryota; Viridiplantae; Chlorophyta; Chlorophyceae; Chlamydomonadales; Volvocaceae
Exons: 6
Coding region: 1-429 (142 amino acids)
Source: RefSeq, a predicted model, not a curated record